This is a messenger RNA of Porites lobata, 1438 nucleotides long. The record is from the annotation of a GenBank genome assembly. Lineage: Eukaryota; Metazoa; Cnidaria; Anthozoa; Scleractinia; Poritidae.
AUGACACUUCUGAAUGAAAGCGGUCCAUGGGUUGUGGAUAGAAAUUUUUCCAGCGAUUCAGCAAGUACCUCGGGAGAUGUUGAAGCGAUGGAACUUGCGCAUGAAGAUGCUCCAGUUGUUUGUGCUAACAACGCAGAACAACAAGAAGAAAGUAUGGCAACUGGUGUAGAAACACAAACAGAAACAUUUGAUUAUUUAUAUCGAAAAACUGUCGGAUGUGAAGCGCCCAACAAGGACGCUGAAACCCAAACAGAGGCAUUCGAUUAUUUAUAUCGAGAAACUGGCUGUUUAGAAGCGCCUGACAAGGACGCUGAAACCCAGACAGAAGAAUUUGACUAUCUUGUCCCUAAAAGUAGCGGCUAUCAAGCAUCAGACAGGGAAUUCUUUAAAGGUGACGAGAAGGUGCGUCUUUACAGAGGUCUGCCUUCAUACGAAGUACUCUUGGUGAUAUUUGAACAUGUUGCUCCUGAUGUCACUCGCUGUACUCAAUCAUUAGACAGAUUUCAAGAAUUUGUGCUGGUUUUGAUGAAACUUCGGUUAAAUGUGCCACUUCAGCACUUGGCUUACCGAUUUAACAUAUCUUUGACCACAGCCUCUAGAAUUUUUUCAUCUUGGAUGGUGGUGCUGGAUGCCAAGUUGUCUACUCUUGUUUUUUGGCCCGAAAGAGAACAGUUACGGAACACAAUGCCACUUUGUUUUCAGUAUGCUUUCAGAAAGAAAGUCACUGUGGUAAUCGAUUGUUUUGAGCUGUUUAUUGAAUGUCCAUCAAACUUACUUGCAAGGGCCCAAACAUUCUCCUCAUAUAAGCACCACAACACUAUAAAAAUACUCAUUGGUAUUUCCCUCAAGGAAGCAUAUGUUUUGUGUCAGAAGUGUGGGAAGGCCGCACUUCUGAUAAGUAUUUGACCGAAAAUUGUGGAUUUUUGGAACAUUUAUUACCUGGGGACAUGGUAAUGGUGGACAGAGGAUUCACCAUUGCAGAGAGUGUCGGCUUAAAACAAGCAAAGUUGGUGAUUCCAGCAUUCACGAAAAGGAAAAUCCCAGCUCGGCCCUGUGGAUGUGGAAAAACAAGGGAAUUGCAAAUGUGCGUAUCCAUGUGGAGCGAGUGAUCGGAUUGUUCUGACGCAAGUACACUAUUUUAGAAGGAACACUACCAACUGAUUUCCUUAAUGCUGCAAAUGGAGAGGUUCCAAUGAUUGACCGUAUUCUGAGGGUUUGUGCUGUACCAGUGAAUUUAUGCCCUCCUAUAAUACCAUUUGACUAGUGGUUUAUUUGAUGCUAUUAAUUGCAAAGUGAUUCUCAGUUGAGUGAUUGUCAGUUCAUUCAACUUUGAUCUUAAAAUUUAAGGGGUACACAGAAUCCAAGUUACCAUAUUGGUUCGAUUAAGCGCCUCGAAAAAGCGCCCACUCUAAUGGUCCAAAAAUUUUAUGUGCCCUAA